AUGUUCUCUACAAGACAGAUUGCUGCCCUAGCUCUGGCCUUGUCUUCCGCCUCUGCUGCGUGCGUUCCAAGAGACUCCGGCUCCGAGACGACGCCAACCUCGGCCGCGGUCGCCAGCGAUCUCCCGGUCCAGGCUGUGUCUGCCUCAGCUUCCAGCUCUGCCGCCGCCGCACCUGCAGCUACUGCUUCAUCGUCGGCGUCAGCAUCCGGUGAUGGCACUAAGUACCUUGCCGUCUUUGGCGACUCAUACUCGUCCACCGGCUUCUACAUCGAAGGUGGCUUCCCCACUGCCUCGAACCCAAUGGGUUCAGGCGGCUCAACCACCACCGGCGGUCUCAACUGGGUCGGCAUGGUGACCGAGCAGCUCAACAGCUCGCUGGUACUUACUUACGACUUUGCCGUUUACGGUGCUGAUAUUUCCAACGACAUUAUCAACACUGGUGUCACCACCGACGUGAUUGCACAGGUUGGCCAAUUCGAGGACAACUUGGUCCCCGCUCCAACCGAGGCCCCAUGGACAGCUGAGGACAUGCUUGUUGCCGUCUGGAUCGGCGUCAAUGAUAUUGGUCAAUGCUUCUGGAAGUCUGCUCAGUAUGAAAGCUGCCCCAUCGACGAGGCUCUGACAAAGUAUUUCGAUUUGAUGCAGAACCUUUACAAGGAUGGCGUGAGAAACUUUGUUCUCAACACAGUCCCUCCCUUCUACAAGGCUCCAGCAUUCAACGACCAGUCUGAGGACUCCCUGAAAGCUCUGACCACCAACCUGGACUCGUUCAACUCCAAGCUCGCCACCAAGCUCGACGCCUUCAAGUCCAGCAACACCGGUGUUACUGCUCAGACCUUCAACACCAGCUCCUACUUCUGGGAGGUCUUCAACGACCCCACCUCGUUCGGCCUUGACAGCGACAUCACAGCCGCGAACGCGGACGGAACGUCUGCUGUGUGGUACGACAACUACCACCCGGGACAGGCCAUUCAUAAACUGGUCGCCAAGGGGUUCGUGGCUGCCCUGGCAGACUUCUUCUAG
Molecule: messenger RNA, 1023 nt
Organism: Diaporthe citri
Lineage: Eukaryota; Fungi; Ascomycota; Sordariomycetes; Diaporthales; Diaporthaceae
Exons: 3
Coding region: 1-1023 (340 amino acids)
Molecular function (GO): hydrolase activity, acting on ester bonds
Source: RefSeq, a predicted model, not a curated record